AUGUGGGAACGCCCAGCACUGACUCAGACUGUCCUGUAUCAGCAGUCAUUUGCAGGGACUCCUCAUCCCGUCGCCACCUUCCGUCCAUCUAACAUCUACUCUGUAUGUAAAGCAUCUAAUCGGAGGCCCUCUGUGUACCUUCCAACACGUGAAUACCCCUCUGAACAGAUUAUUGUAACAGAGAAAACCAACAUCCUCCUGCGUUAUCUCCAUCAGCAGUGGGACAAAAAGAAUGCAGCAAAGAAAAGGGAACAGGAACAAGGUGAGGGUGACAGUCCAGCACCCCCAAGGAAGAUCGCCAGGACAGAUAGCCAAGAGAUGAAUGAGGACUCAUAAGUGUGUGUGUGUGUGUGUGUGUGUGUGUGUGUGUGUGUGUGUGUGGGUGGGGGUGGGUGGUG
Messenger RNA from Morone saxatilis (striped sea-bass), 398 nucleotides. RefSeq names its product DET1 and DDB1 associated 1 (gene dda1). NCBI's taxonomy places the organism in Eukaryota, Metazoa, Chordata, Actinopteri, Moronidae. Bases 1 to 336 code for a protein of 111 amino acids. The record is from RefSeq and is a predicted model, not a curated record. The transcript is spliced from 6 exons. Gene Ontology annotation, biological process: positive regulation of proteasomal ubiquitin-dependent protein catabolic process. Gene Ontology annotation, cellular component: Cul4-RING E3 ubiquitin ligase complex.